AUUCUCACUGGUCAGUCUCAUGGAACCGCCUCCUGCAGUGGUGGUGAAUGAGAAGUUUAUCUCAUUUGCUGUUGCGGAAUAGAGGGCGUUUCGAGAAUGAAGUCAUCUCGCGGUGGGGAUGGUAAUAUGGUGUAUUCAAGUGUUUGUCUCAACAGUGCGGCGUACAAGUGCAUUUGAUGCAGAUUUAUAGUGAUCGCAUAUUGCGGUCCCUUUUACCGAGCAAAAUUAUGUGUUCCAAGAGUCCCACUGAGCUAAUGUAAGCUGACGAAAAAGGCUAAACAUCAAGAGGAGAGGAAGCGUAGUCCUUCUAAAAGCAGUGAAAGCAUUAGCUUUCCAGGUGUAACAUGGAUCAGAAAAUGAAGACCGUGUCAGCCCCUAAUGUGACCAGGAAGAGGAAGGCAUCAAGGCCAAAACAGAAAGGCAAGGCACAAGGAGCUUCUGAGGUGUUGGUGGCAGGCGGUAAAUCAAGUGGAGACAAAAAUUCCAGGCGUGUGGAGGAGCAGCACCGGAAGCCUCUGAAGAUAAAGAGGACAUACGGAAGAAACAGGCAAGUGAAAAAUACUUUCUGCGGUUUCGCAUUUCGCCGACUGAUACCACCUUUCCGGCUUCCAGUCAUCUGCUGAUGCGGUAUGAGGUCAUUUUCAUGGUGUUGCUGCAGUAAAGGAUUCUGAGGUUGUCAUCCUUCGACAUACAGUGUUUCUGUUAUGAAAUUACUGGAAUCUCUAAAAUCCAUUGUGUAGACCAAACCUCGAUUAUUCAGCAUGUGUGGGUGGUAGCUCUCUUUGUUUUGUUUUCUAUUGAGAGUUCAUAAUGCUUUAAUCCUUACCGAUCCCACAAUACAAUAUUCUUAACCAACUCUGAGUGACUUAGGCCUUUUGGGAAAGUAAAAUGUCAACUUAUCGUUUUUAAAAAUCAGAAAAAAUCUUAUCCAGAGUGACUCACACAGAUUAAAUUUAUACAUGCAGUCCAUUCAUACGGCCCCCUUCUCAAGGGUGCAAUAGCAGCACACCCUGGGCUGUGUGUGCAGCCAGCCCUUCUCGUUUGCUGUGUGUGUGUGCGUGUGCGCACGUGUGUGUGUAUGCGUGUGUGCGCGUGUGUGUGCGUGCGUGUGUGUGCUUUCCAUGGACGAUUUGUUAAGGUACGAGGGGCAGGCUCGUCGCCUCACCUGGGUCUCCCGCGUGUCUCCAGCAUUCAGGGCGUCCUGAGGGCCCCGCGGGGUCACGCGGACGAUUCGGCCAGCGAUUCGUCCUGCUCCUCGGCAGCCUCCUCCGGGCUGGCCAAUGGCAGCGAGGAGCUGACCUGCCCGUCUAGGAAGCCAGCCUCCUGCCCGGAGGUCAUGGGUGAAGGACCCAGCUCAAACAGACGGAAGGGGAAAGAUGCUGUGGCCAAGAAGAAACAGAGAAUGGAAGACAAGAAGCCCUCCAAGGAAGCAAAGGGCAUAAAGCAGUCAGUUGCUGUGGAGCAGAGUCAGAGCAGUGAACGAGCCGUGGAAGUGGGCGAGCAGAAAAGGAAAGGAUCAGCGAUAAAGAAGGGCCCCUCGAGCCACAUUUCAGGGAGUCAGGAGGAGACGUGGAACCUGCAGAUCGCGGAUAAAGGACGAGUCACGUGCCCCAACUGCAAAACCGUCAGUCGGAAAACCGUUGAGGGGUUGAAGAAACACAUGACGAACUGCAAAGUGGUGUGUGCAAUGACAUGCAACACGAAUCCCUUCACAUGUAACCACUGUGGGAAACAACUGAAGUCUUCAACUGGCAUGAAGUAUCACCUCAUGGCCGAUCACAAUAACCUGCCCACACCAGAGGACGGGAAUGAAGCGGACGGUCAGCUGGUGAAGGAGAAACUCAGGAAGGUGCUGAAAAGAAUGGGCAAAUUAAAAUGCUCAAAAGAGGGCUGUAGUGGCAGCUUCACCAGCGUCAUGGGCUACCUGUACCACACCAGGAAGUGUGGGAAGGAGGAGGCGGAGCUGAAGAAGCUCCUGCUCAACUGCAGGCAUUGUGGGAAGGCCUACAAGUCCAGGGCGGGGCUGGAGUACCACCUCAAAUCUGAGCACGGCCCAACGCCCCCGAAGAGCGACGACGAGGAGCCCAAGCCCCCCGCGGAGCCUGACCCGGAGCGGACCCCCAGCGGCCGGCUGAAGAGGACGUCCGCCCAGGUGGCGGUCUUCCACCUGCAGGAGAUCGCCAGCGAGGAGCUCCUCAAGGAGUGGCCCAAGAGGAAGGUGCAGCAGGACCUGGUCCCGGACGACAAGAAAUUGAAGUACGCCCGACCAGGGCUCCCUGCAUUCAGCCAAGAGGUCCUGCGGAAAUGGAAAAAUGAAGUUAAGCUGCAGAGAAAAGUACAAUGUCCAAACCAGGGUUGCGAUUCAGUCUACACCAGUGUGUCUGGUCUGAAAGCUCACCUUGGACUCUGUUCAAGGGGUGACUUCGAAGCAGGAAAGUACAAAUGCCUGAUAUGUGAUAAAGAGUUCAGCUCCGAGAGUGGGGUGAAGUAUCACAUCAACUCGAUCCACGCACAGGACUGGUUCAUCGUGAGUUCAAAAGCGUCCAAGAGCUUUGAGAAGCUCCUGAAGGGCAAGACCAAGGGGAGCAGCGCUCAGAGCUGCCCCGCCCAGAGCCCGUCCCUCCGCUUCACCCCGGGGUUCAAGGGCUGGCGGGACAAGAAGCGGAGCGGCCUGAUCUCCGUCCUGAGGACGAAGGCGGGGCAGGAGGACGGCAAGCGGAAGCAGGAGAGGCGGGAGAAGGACUGCUACGACUUCAGCAGCAGCGACAGCAACAGCAGCAGCAGCAGCGGCAGCGGCGGCAGCUCCAGCAGCGACUCCGAGGCCGAGGGGCCCGAGGCCCCGCGACACGACAAGUGGGCCCUCAAGAGGCCCCUGGCCAGGGUGGACAUGGCCAAGAGGGCCAAAAACACCGCCUAACUCCGCCCACUACGUCCCACCAACCCGCCUCCCACCAACCCGCCUCCCGGCUUCUGCACUUUUUUUGUGAUGAGGCAAGCUUUGUUUUUUUUUGUUUUUUAUUUACUUCAGUGUUUGUUUCAAGAAAAAGGGAAGUACGG
Messenger RNA from Anguilla rostrata (American eel), 3057 nucleotides. It is a transcript of the gene znf512, whose product is annotated as zinc finger protein 512. The record is from RefSeq and is a predicted model, not a curated record. Gene Ontology annotation, molecular function: zinc ion binding. Lineage: Eukaryota; Metazoa; Chordata; Actinopteri; Anguilliformes; Anguillidae. Bases 1079 to 2917 code for a protein of 612 amino acids. The transcript has 15 exons.